GGGCAACUCAGCAACUUUUCCUCUGGACAGGUUUUGAUUAAUCUUCCCCCCUGGUCAUAUGUACAGACAAUGUAGAUGAAAGAUUGAGGGGACUGUCGUGUAAAUACUAAGAGAAGAUUGCCUUGAUAUGUCUCAUGAAUUUUGAUGACUGGAUCUUUGGUCGGGCUCAGUGCCACGUCCGCUCCCACACAAUGCCUCCUCCCGUACACAGGUUACAUAUACAUAAUAUAGGCUCCAGUCUCCCUUCCUUGUGCGGUGUCACGGGUUUGAAAUGACUUGGGUGUCAUCGCUGACACAGGGAAGAUGGGACUAAGUAAAACAAUUAUGAUGGGAGGGAUUAGUGUGUGAUUGAGUAACAUGAUGUUCAGUUUAUAGACAUCCAGACAGUCACAGACACUGAGAUUCCUGACCUGGAUGGGACCUGAACUACUUUAGGAUGAAUACAAUAUCUCCUUCAACAUUAUACAAGGAGGAGGCAUUUAACUAUGAAUUAACCGUGAAGGUUAUAAAAGCUCAGAACAUCCAUGGCACAGAUGUUGUGACCAAACCGGACUGCUAUGUAUGCUUGUGGCUUCCAACAUCUUUGUCAGAUAGAAAGAGAACCAAGACUGUUUGGAACAGUCGUGAACCUGUUUGGAAUGAAAUAUUUCACUUCAGAAUCCACAGCCAGGUUAAGAACAUUCUGGAAUUGUCGAUGUUUGAUGAGGAUGUAGGAACGUCGGAUGACCAUCUGUUCACUGUGAGCUACGACGUCGGAAAUGUUCCACUUAAUGAAAACGUGGUGGAAAACUUCAGUCUCAAUAAAGAGUUUCAGGAGAAGCUUCAAGUGGAAUUUACUCUGGUUGUAAUCCCAGAAUCACAAAAGAAAGUCACAACUAAUGGAGUCCUGGUGUGUCCUGAGAUGGUGGCUCUCCAAGUAGAAGUGCCGAAACAAAAUAAAGCCUUCUUUAAAAACAAAACCGAGCUGGCUCUCUCUGUACAAGGCUCCUUUGAAGGUUCACACAAUAUUCCACUACAACCAGACUCUACUUCUCAACUGAAUUCACACGAAACCGCUGUUUUCCAUUUUUCACGAGACUUGGGAACAGAAUUGAACGCUUCCGUCUGCAGAGUUUACUCUCCUUUUGAUGUAACUUUUUCCAGUGAAACAGAAAAUGGUUCGAAUGAAACUGUCAUACCGCUCAAUUUAAUAUCUCCCAUGGAGAAUGAGAUUAAUGUCCAGAUACCAGUAAAGGAGGAAAAGCCUUUGGAUGCACAAAUCAGAUUGAAUGAAUGCCCGGAAAAGCUUGAUGUGAGGCUGGGGUUUGAUUUAUGUGAUAAAGAGAAAAUAUUCCUUCAAAAACGCCAGAGACUGGUAGGCAACACGUUAAAAAAAGUACUCCAGCUGGAAGAAGACUUGGUCGGUGAAGAGAUUCCAGUUGUGGCAGUGAUGGCGACCGGUGGUGGAGUCCGAGCGAUGACCUCUCUGUACAGUCACCUGUAUGGACUUCAGAACAUGGGUCUGUUAGAUUGUGUCACAUACAUAGCAAGUGCCUCUGGCUCCACAUGGACCACUACCAAACUGUAUGAGGAUCCUAACUGGUCACAAAACAACCUGUCUGAGGCCAUAAACAAUGCAAAGAAGCAUAUGACAAGAAGUAAGAUUAAUUGUUUUUCAGUGAGUAAACUGAAGUAUUAUCGCAAGGCGCUCCAGCAGGCUGCUCAGGACGGCCAGAAAACUUCAUUCACUGACCUUUGGGGACUAAUUCUUGAAUCAAUGUUGAACAAUAAGAAAAACGAGAGCAAGCUUUCUGACCAACAGGCAGCCUUGGAAAAUGGUCAAAACCCAUUACCUAUUUAUCUUGCUAUCAAUGUGAAACAGAACAAAAUCAGCACACUGGAUUUUAAAGAAUGGUGUGAAUUUACCCCUUAUGAAGUUGGGCUCCUUAAAUAUGGCGCCUUCAUCCGAACAGAGGAUUUUUGGAGUGAAUUCUUCAUGGGUCGUCUGAUGAAGAAACACCCAGAACCACGUAUUUGCUUUUUACAAGGUUUAUGGGGAAAUGUCUUCUCCUUGAAUUUAGUGGACACCUGGUAUUUAACAACCCAAGUGGACACUUUCUGGGAUACUUGGAUUAAAGACGGAAUUAAGGAUAUAGAUGAAGAAAAUAUUAGGGUGAGGAGAGAAUCUGCACGGACAAAAACCAGCCUGUUCACACCCGCCAGUACCUUAAGUGACUUCUGUAAGGGAGUACUGACCAACAGGCCCAUAGAUGGGGAGCAACAUAAUUUCUUGCGGGGACUUUACUUACACAAAGAUUAUGAUCAGCAGCCACAGUUCUCCAUAUGGAAAGAUUCCAGUUUGGACACUUUUCCGAACACUCUUACGCCGCUUGCUGACAAUCUAUGUCUUGUGGACGCUGGUUAUUUUAUUAAUGCCAGUUUUCCGCCUUUACUCCAUCAAGAAAGAAAGGUGGACGUCAUUAUAUCUUUUGAUUAUACUCUGGACACCCCCCUUCAGGCGGUGGAACAGACGUGUAAUUAUUGCACCACACAAGGUAUUGGAUUCCCUAAGGUAUCGCUGAGCGAGGAGGAGAGGAAGACACACAAGGAGUGCUAUGUUUUUAAUGAUGAAGAUAAUGAUUCUUGUCCCACCGUGCUUCACUUCCCCCUUGUGAAUGACACGUUUCAAAAAUUUAAGGAGCCAGGCGUUUUAAGAUCCCCAGAAGAAAUGUCAGAUGGUGAUGUAGAUGUCACAGGAGCCUUUUCCCCCUAUUUCCUGACAAACUUUACUUACAGUGAGAGCGACUUUGACAGGUUGUUGAAAUUAACACAGUACAACCUGGCAAACAACAAAGAGUUAAUCCUGGACGCUUUACGCACUGCUGUACAGAGGAGGAAAGCGAGGAACCGCUCAAGUAAAAUCCAUCAAACUCAGGCUCAGAAGAAGACUUAACACCUGGAAACCCAACAAUCAGAGACUGUAGCAGCAUUUCCCUGGUCAAAAAUACAUAUUCAAACCAUGCAAUAGAGAUGAGCGAACUUACAGUAAA
Messenger RNA from Hyla sarda, 3029 nucleotides. Its product is annotated as cytosolic phospholipase A2 delta-like. The transcript is spliced from 21 exons. Gene Ontology annotation, cellular component: cytosol. Gene Ontology annotation, biological process: glycerophospholipid catabolic process. Gene Ontology annotation, molecular function: calcium-dependent phospholipid binding; calcium ion binding. The coding region runs from base 437 to 2932 and encodes 831 amino acids. Lineage: Eukaryota; Metazoa; Chordata; Amphibia; Anura; Hylidae. The record is from RefSeq and is a predicted model, not a curated record.